CACAGCUGUUUACAUCAGACGAGAGCGAGGUGGACUUUCCCAGGUUACAGCAGAGACCACUUCCGCAAUUGGUGUCUGGGCAAAUCGAAGGAGCCACUGAAGCAGAAAGGGACCUUUAUCUUUUCUGGACUGGAUACUUUAGCCGUCUCUUCUAAUCAAUAAUGAACGAAGAAAGAAAGAGAGGCCGAAAAGACGCCAGAUUCCCAGCACCAUGCCUGGUAAGUGAAUCAGUGGCAAUGGAAGGAAAAGGGCCCUAUCGUAUCUAUGACCCAGGCGGGGGCGAGGCUAAGGCCAGAGAGGAGGGCAGCAGCGGUGGAGGGGGAAGCUACAGACUACUACUGGAAGAGAACAGCGUGCUCAGAGAGAGGAUGAAGGGACUCAAGAGCUUAGGAGACCUGUUGGAGGAGUCUCAGUGGGAGGCUUCUAAGUUGCGUCAGCGUGUAGAGGAGCUGGUCAGAGACAACGAGGCCCUGAAGUCUUCUACCUCCAGCUUCGCUACCAGUCUGUGUAUGGGAGGACCUGUUCAGACUGAGACACAAGGUCAGGGGAAGCUUCACCGCCAGCCCAGUAUGGACCAGAGAGAGAGUCAGCCGUGUCUCUCAACGGGGAAGGCCCUAAAUCAUGAACAGCCCAGCGAAGGUCUGUCAGAGUUUGAGGUGGUGAAUAUGGAGAAGACCGCCGAUACCCAGACGGCUGGUGCAGGAACAGGGCAGCUACCUCAGGAGAACCAGGAGUUAACCAGCCAGCUGCAGCGUCUAGAAAGCUCAUUUAGUAUCUUUGCUGAGGCGUCCAACCCCAACCAGCUCCUAGCCCACCUGGGACGCAUGGCCGUCGAGUUCCACCACCUCUCCUCCAAGGUCCAGAAGAACGAGCAGAGGACGUCCCUCCUACAGACUCUUUGUGAGCAGCUCAGACAAGAGAACAACGAGCUGAGAAAGAAGAUGGAGGAGGACCUUCAGUACAGAAACGGAGACUUGGAACUCCUGAGACAGGAGAACCUGAAGCUUAAAGAGCUGGUAACGGGAGGAGGAGAGACCGCAGCAGAGAGCGAGGGGCAGCCAGAAGCCAAAGAAGAUGUGGUGAAAGAGGAAACUGCCAGCGUUAGAUCCAAGAUGGAGGUCAGCACACCACAGAAGCAGAGUGGGAAUGCCACAGAGAAGGAGAAAGCCCCGGCCAAGCCCUGUGACCCAGAGGCAUACGAGAAGAAGAUCAAGCUUCUAGAGAAGCAGAGGAAAGAUGUACUGGAAGUGAACAAGCAGUGGGAUGUCCAGUGGAUCUCGAUGAAGUCACAGUUUGAACAGAAGAUCACAGACCUGCGUCAGAGGCUGGCGGACUCCCAGAAGGCCGUGCAGGAGCUGGAGGCAGAGCGAGAACAGAGGCAGCGGGAUUACGAUAAGAAGCUGCUGCUCGCCAAGUCCAAGAUCGAGAACGUACAGGGGGAGAAGGAGUGUCUGAACUCUGAGACCACAGAGUUAAAGCAGAAGGUUCGUUACCUGCAGGAUCAGCUGCUGCCCCUCAGUAAACAGAGAGAGUACCAGGAGAAAGAGAUACAGCGCCUCAACAGGGCUCUAGAGGAGGCCUUGAACCUGCACCCUCCCCCCUCCUCCCAGCAGCCACCGGUCCAGGGCGCCAGUGGUAACCACGGUGACGGGCCUAGUAACUUGAGGAGGCAGGAGCUGCUCACCCAGAUAGCAGUGUUAAUGGAACAGGUGAAGAUCUUUGAGGAGGACUUCAGGAAAGAGCGGAGCGACAGGGAACGAAUGAACGAGGAAAAGGAGGACUUGAGGAGACAGGUGGAGAGGCUGCAGGGUCAGAUGACCAACCUCACCAAUCAGCUUCACCAGGCCCAGAACGAGUGUCAGAGAGAGAGAACAGAGAGAUGCAAGCUGGAGAGACUACAGAUGCAGCAUCAUAAACAGGGCCAGCAGCAGCAGGAGAGGCGUACCUCAGACCCCUCCUCAGGCACCAUGAACGGCCCUCUGAGCCCUCCCUACUGUGGUCCCUUUGUGCAGGUGGCUCCAGGAGGAGGGCUGGACGGCUGGCCAAUACACCCCAGGAUACCCACCAACCCAACAGUUUCUGCCGGGGGCGUAGCGCCACCGGGGCGUGGCGACUUCCCGCCCCUCACAACGGUAAGGGGAAACCCGUGGCAGCAAUCGUUCCCCCAGCCCAGAGGCUCCAGGGGACCCGGAGCAGGGGAAGGAUCCAGGCCACCUCCAGAGAACACGGAUCAGUCCACAGCAACUGGGUUUGUAAAAAGAGAGCGACAGAAUAUUGACCCUGGAAAGCACUAAGGGCCUCUCCACCGUUCGUUCUUUCGUUGCCUCACCAUGGAGCCAGCUGGGUGGUAGAAGCAUGAAUCAGUUUUCAGUUGACCCGGUGUGAUUUGAACUAUAAUUUUCCUACUGAACUGUAGAUAUCCUGUUGUAAUGUUGUUGAUACUUGCCUUUUUAUAAGCCUACUUGUGAGACAAACACUGUUUUCGCUCUUCAGAAUUAUAAUACAUCAAUAUUACCAUUUAGAUGUGUUUCUUUUUUUUAACCUCAUAUUAUUUUUGGGGAGAUUCAAUAUCUGCUUUAUAUGAUUCUAUGCAGGAACUGAAGUCAUUUUGUGUAAUAGGUUUAAAUUUAUCGAAAUGUAAUAUUAAAACAAUAUACCUAUGUGAUUAUCAGCUGUUGACGAUCAUCCCACUGCAAAUAUUAUAAUUAUUAUUUGGAUUUUUUUAUUUACAAAGCUGUUUUGUUUCUUGUAGGGUUAAGGGGUCCAUUCUCCCAUGUCAGUAACAUCCAAUUCUACUUGUAUUCAUUCCAACGAUAUAUAAUUAUAUAGAUAAAUUGCCUUGGAAUUGGAAUCAUAGAAGCGUAACCGUGGUUUUUCUUUGUUUUUCAGUACCAUUGGUGUUCUAGAACUGUACUAUGAGUGUAACUGUUCAUAAAGUGAUCGUUAUAAUACAUCAAACUUGGGAAGUGAAUUUAGCUGGUAUUAUCAUGCCAAAAAAACAUGGCUGUGGUUAUUAUUGAUCAUUUAUUUAUAAUCUACUGUUUUGAUGGUUGCAUUGACUAAAUGUAAAUCACUUGUCUUUAGUAAUGCUGUUAUUUCUAUGUUAGUGUACUCCCAAUAUAUUGUAGCUAUUGACAUCGUAUGUUCGUUACACACACACCCUCACAAGAGCACCUGAUUGGCCAAAAAUGACCAAUGUCAUUUCAAUGCAGCACCUUUUGCUUUGAUUUCAUUGGGUUAAAUAUUUGAUCAUCGAUUCCAAUAUAUAUAUAUUUACACGUCCUCAACAUAUUUACCCACAAAGCUGUCCAGUCAUGUCUGGAGGAUUGGGUCAUUGGUCGUAGUGUACCCAGGCUUUGUCACAAUAGUCUUGAAUGGCUUCCUUUCCUGGUCUCGUUUCCUUCCCUACUGCUGACAGUUAGAUAUUACUACUGUAAUGUGUAGUGCCUGUUCUGGUUACUUUAAACGUUAGCCUGCCUGAGCGCUCCGCUAGCAGUAUGGUCAGUAUAGGCGCUGUAAGUGCAUUAAUAUGUGAAUUUAUAUCGCGUUAACAGGGUACAAUUGGUCUCCGUCAUAUUGCUUUAACCUGUCAGUCAUGUCCUUUUUGCAUCAGUCGGAGGCGAGGAAAUGAAGCUUUUAAAACUGAGACUCGACUAACCCCUAAGGUUCAGUCAGCUAGCCAUUACCUCAGUAACAGCCCAGUGAUAAACCACCUCCGCCAGACAGGGACUGCUGCCCAAAUGGCACACUAUCCCCUGUAUAGUGCACUACUCUUGCUCCCAGCUCUGGUUAAAAGAAGUGCACUAUAUAGGGAAUAGGGUGCCAUGUGGGUCCCAUUGCUGGCUUCUGUCUCAAUGCCCCUCUAAGACCAGCAGCUCCAUACUAACGCCGAUCUAUCUACAGUAUCUAUCCGACAGUCCUGUGAACCUUUGUGACAAUGUCAAUAGAGCCGGUUUGAAUUCCCAGCCGUGUACCUUUUUACCUCAGGUACUUCUGUUGAUCUGAGAGGAUUGGAUCGGUGUUGACACAAUGGCAACAAUAAAAACUCCAUUGUACGACAAGGUGGAUUUAUUGUUACCAUAUUGCUUAUACCUUUCCAAUGUUUUAUCUCGACUAGUGUCUGGAGUUUAGGUGGCAAGGGGUUGGUUUUUUGGGGGGGGGAUUGGUCACUACCCCUAGAGCUCCAAUCCUCCUGAUGUGUGCUUUGAUUUGGUGGUGAACUAAUGUUCUGUGUCUCCUGAAUCAAACCAAUAACUCAAAGCUAUAUAGGGUUGACAUAUGUAUCGUAUUAUCCUUAUUGUGUUUUGUUUCAUUCAGACUGCUGGUAAAAGAUGGGUGUUUAAUUCACAAUGUUCACUGUAAAUAGUUGGAACAGUCUUUUCUUUUCAAAGACAGAUUCCAGAAUGGGUCCGAUAGUUGAAUGGUGACGUUUUAAAGGUUGAAUUGCACUUUGAAAGUAAUGCUUUGUUUUCCUCUUGACGGUUGUCCUUUUUCUGGUUUGUAGUUCUGGAGUUUUGCAGGAGGCAAAAGCACAUUUACUGAUGUGAUGAGAUGUUUUGUAUUUGACUGGCUUAAUAAACAUAUCCUAAAUGUCUUUGUA
Messenger RNA from Salvelinus fontinalis (brook trout), 4600 nucleotides. It is a transcript of the gene tnip1, whose product is annotated as TNFAIP3 interacting protein 1. Bases 162 to 2294 code for a protein of 710 amino acids. The transcript is spliced from 19 exons. Gene Ontology annotation, biological process: cellular response to lipopolysaccharide; regulation of transcription by RNA polymerase II; negative regulation of canonical NF-kappaB signal transduction. Lineage: Eukaryota; Metazoa; Chordata; Actinopteri; Salmoniformes; Salmonidae. The record is from RefSeq and is a predicted model, not a curated record.